Messenger RNA from Camellia sinensis, 2463 nucleotides. The record is from RefSeq and is a predicted model, not a curated record. Lineage: Eukaryota; Viridiplantae; Streptophyta; Magnoliopsida; Ericales; Theaceae.
UUGAACAACAACUCGAAGCUCGAACACGUAUCCACUUAUUCCUCGCAAUGGCCAACCCUCCCCUUUCUGCACCUCUCUAUGAUCGAAUCAGUCGUAGAAACAACAUAUCCAGAGCUAUUGAACUCAUCAUCCUCUUCCUUCUCUUCUCUCUCCUACUCUAUCGUCUUCUCUCCCUCAAAGAUCAUGGGUUCACUUGGGUUUUGGCUCUAUUGUGCGAGUCAUGGUUUACUUUCACUUGGGUUCUCGUUAUUAGCACCAAAUGGAACCAAGUUGACUACUUGACUUACACAAAACGUCUCUUGCAACGGAAGCUUGAGCUCCCCCCUGUGGACAUGUUUGUUACAACAGCAGAUCCUGCCCUAGAACCCCCUAUCCUCACAGUGAACACUGUACUAUCUCUGUUAGCUGUUGAUUAUCCAGCUGAUAAGUUGGCUUGCUAUGUAUCUGAUGAUGGGGCUUCACCUCUCACCUUCUACUCUCUUGUUGAAGCUUCCAAAUUUGCAAAGAUUUGGGUUCCAUUUUGUAAGAAGUACAACGUUCAAAUCAGAGCUCCCUUUCGAUUCUUCUCUGUUAAAUCUACAUCACCUCAAGAUGUUUCACUAGAGUUCCAACAAGAAUGGAAAAAGAUGAAGGAUGAGUAUGAAAAGCUUAGCCAAAAAAUUGAAGAUGCUUCCAAAAGGUCCCAACCUUGUGAACUUACGGGCGACUUUGCUGAUUUCACAAAUAUACAACGCAAAAACCACCCCACUAUAAUUAAGGUUAUAUGGGAGAACAAGGAAGGAGUAUCCAAUGGAGUGCCACAUGUUAUCUACGUAUCCAGAGAGAAGCGUCCAAAGCAUCUACAUCAUUUCAAGGCUGGCGCUAUGAAUAUUCUGACAAGAGUAUCAGGAGUGAUAACAAAUGCACCAUUCAUGCUGAACUUAGACUGUGAUAUGUACGUUAAUAAUCCUCAAAUAGUGGUUCAUGCAAUGUGUUUACUGUUGGGAGUCACCGAUGAAAGGGACUGUGCAUUUGUUCAAUCUCCUCAAAUCUUCUAUGAUGGAUUAAAGGACGACCCUUUUGGCAAUCAAAUGGUGGUUUUGUUCCAUUAUAUGGGACAUGGAAUAGUAGGGAUUCAAGGACCCUUCUAUGGAGGAACUGGAUGUUUUCAUAGGCGUAAAGUAAUCUAUGGUUUAUCUCCUGAUGACAAUGAUAUAACGAGAAAAUUAAGCAAGGAGGCUUUGCUCGAGACUUUUGGAAGAUCAAUGGAAUUCACCAAAUCAGCUGCUAACAUAUUGUCAGGCCUUUGGACAAGUAGUAUUAGUCCUAACAAUAUUUCAAGUUGCAUAGAGACAGCCCACCAAGUUGCUGGUUGUGACUACGAGUAUGAUAGCAGCUGGGGGUUGGCUGGAUGUAUGGAUCUACAGCAGAAGAUACCCUUACUGGACUUACCAUCCAUGGGAGGGGUUGGAAAUCUACCUUUUGUUCACCUAACCCACCUGCAUUUCUUGGGUGUGCACCCCCAGGUGGACCUGCAACUAUGAUCCAACAGAAGAGAUGGGCUACUGGGCUCCUUGAAGUCUUGUUCACCCCAAAAAACCCUUUUAUUCUUACCCUCAAUGGGAAGCUCCAGUUCCGCCAAUGCUUGGCUUACACGUGGAUUAUACUAUGGGGCCUCCGAUCCAUUCCUGAGCUAUGUUACGCUGCUCUGUCGGCCUACUGUCUCAUCACUGACUCACAUUUCAUGCCCAAGGUUGGAGAACCAGUCAUAUUUAUACCCAUUGCCCUUUUUGCCAUCUACAACCUCUACACUCUCUCUGAGUACCUUCGCAUUGGCCUUUCAACCCGCGCAUGGUGGAAUAACCAGAGAAUUUGGAGGCUAAACACCAUGAUUGCGUGGUCAUUUGGAGUCUUAAGUGUUCUGUUGAAACUCUUAGGACUAUCAGACACCGUGUUUGAAGUAACACAAAAAGAUCAAUCAACUAAUGUCGAUGACAACAAUGCCAAUGCCGGAAAGUUCACAUUCGAUGACUCCCCAAGUUUCGUCCUCGGUACCACCAUUCUGCUGGUGAACUUGACUGCGUUGGCUAUUGGAUUGUUAAGGUUCCGAUUGGUGGGUGGCGCUGGAAAUGGGUCCGGGAUAGGGGAGUUCAUAUGUAGUAUGUGGGUGGUGCUAUGCUUUUGGGCAUUUUUGAGAGGGCUAUUUGGGAAAGGGAAGUAUGGCAUUCCCUCAUCCAUCAUAUACAAGUCAGGGGCUUUGGCAUUAUUGUUUGUGCAAUCGUGUAAAUGGGUCUAAGUUCAUACCCUUAUAUUUUGUUUUGUGCAUUUAGCUUUUUCCAAUGAAAGCUGAAUGGGUUCAAUUUGAUACUUAGGACCUGAAACUUGAGAAAUAUGAAUUUAAAUUUUGAAGUAAUAGAAGUGAACCUUUGAAGUACAACUUUUGGUUACUAAAAAGGAAAAUGCUAAAAGCAUGAAAAUUUUCAA